This is a messenger RNA of Cryptomeria japonica (Japanese cedar), 804 nucleotides long. RefSeq names its product MADS-box transcription factor 50. Lineage: Eukaryota; Viridiplantae; Streptophyta; Pinopsida; Cupressales; Cupressaceae. Gene Ontology annotation, biological process: positive regulation of transcription by RNA polymerase II. The transcript has 6 exons. Gene Ontology annotation, molecular function: RNA polymerase II cis-regulatory region sequence-specific DNA binding; DNA-binding transcription factor activity, RNA polymerase II-specific; protein dimerization activity. Gene Ontology annotation, cellular component: nucleus. Bases 220 to 771 code for a protein of 183 amino acids. The record is from RefSeq and is a predicted model, not a curated record.
AAUAUAUGAACCAUUUCUGUUUAUUUUUGGGUUGUCUCAUAGAGCUUUCACAGCUCCCUCUAAUACACAGAAAUUAUUGGUUUUUCUCCCCUUUUUAAAAAAAAAUCUUCAUAUAGAUUGGCCCAAAGAGUAGGUAAAACACAAUACCAAGUGGGUGUCUCUCUUUCUCUGAAUCUAAUCUGAUCUACCCUCUGUGGGUUUGCUUCACAUUGCUUAAAAAUGGUGAGAGGGAAGACUCAAAUGAAAAGGAUUGAGAAUGCAACAAGCAGGCAGGUGACAUUCUCCAAGAGAAGAAAUGGAUUGCUCAAGAAGGCUUACGAGCUUGCUGUUCUCUGCGAUGCAGAAGUGGCCCUCAUCAUUUUCUCCCCCAGAGGAAAACUCUAUGAGUACUCCAGCAACAGCAUGCAGGUAUUAUUGGAAAAAUACCAAAAGUGUUCGCAUGAAAACAACAACAAUAAGGCAUCAGAACAGGAUGCUCAGUAUUUAAAACAAGAGAUUGCCAACAUGAGGGAAAGGAUUAAGAGCUUGGAAACAACCCAAAGAAACAUGUUGGGCGAGGAUUUGACACAAUGUUCGCUAAAAGACUUGGCUGAUUUGGAGGUCAGAGUUGAACGAGGUUUGAGUCACAUACGAGCCCAUAAGGAGCAAUAUCUCAUGGAAACGAUUAAGCAAUGCGAAAGAAAGGAGCGAAUGUUGAUGGAGGAAAAUACAAGGCUUCGUAAAAAGGUUAGAAUAUCAACUUGUAGUUUCUCUUGUCAACGAAUAUUGUAAUUAUUAAUCAUUACUUUUUAUUCUUAUUAUUAG